UUGUAAUAUAACAAAUAACACAUAUAAUUGGAAUUUAAAAUCACCUAAUUAUUAAGGAUAAUGAAUUCAAGACAAACUUUAAAUGUUUACUUGUCUUGGAUAAGUUUAUUUAUUCUAUCACAAUAAUUAUAAAUACUAAGAUUGAAGUAAUUAAUAAUGAUAAAUAGUUAUAACUUAGAUAAUAAUAGAAACACCGACAUUGAUAAAAACAGUAACCAUGCCAUUUUUUGAAAAAAUAACGAAACGUUGGCAAGUAUAUUUUCUGAUUUUAUAUUUGCACUGUUGUUUAAUUAAUUCAAUAAAUAGCAUCGAAAAAGACUUAAAAACAACAGUGACAAGUGCAUCAGAUCAAAACACUUGUGGAGAUUAUUUAACAGCUCUAAAAGGUUCAAUUCAUACACCUUCUUUUCCAAACCCAUUUCUUGUUCCUAUAAAAUGUCGUUGGAUCAUUGACGCAUCCGACGUAUUUUCUACUAAUAAUCAUUCAAUCAUUAUAUACCUCACUCAAGUCUACGUUUACAAAGGACUCAAAUUUACCGAAUACGCGUAUUAUGAAUCAGAAAAUACCAAUUUUGGAGGAACUCUUAUUCAAAAAAUAACCGAAGGAAAUAUUUUUAAACAUCGAAAGCUACAAACAAAUAGACCCUUUCUCGUGGUUGAAUUUGAGCUUGAAAGACUUGAAGGGAAUCAUGUUCGUGUUUUGGAUCAUUUUUUAUAUGUUUAUGGUUUUAAUAUUACUUAUGAAAUAACUGCAGAUGAUGAUUCUGUGGAUAUUAAUUCAUGUUCAAUACAAGAUUGUUCUUUCAAUGGAAAUUGUAUUCUUGGUGCUAAAUAUCGUAAAUUUUCCUGUGAAUGUUUCGAUAAUUUUUAUGGAGAAAAAUGCUCCAAUGGACCAUUUUGCUUCGACGACAACAAUACUCCUAUUUGUAAAAAUGAAGGGAUUUGCAAUCAUAUAGGUUCAACGGCAAUGAUUUGUCAAUGUAAAUCAAAUUUCAUCGGUCAUUAUUGUGAAAUACCCAUUAAGAAUGAAAAAUUGAUGCAAGAUCAAUGUCAAGAUGAAAAUCGUGAUGACGAUGAUGAUUAUGAUGUUGGUGGAUGUAUUUAUCAAUGCCCUGUUUUGACUGAAACGAACAAUUAUAAACCUUGUGACUGUGUCGAACCCAUUCUAAUUUAUAAUGAUCGUGCACGAUAUGAGUGUCAUAUAAAAUUAUCAAAUGGAACUUUAUUUCGGAGUAGUUUAACUUCAUCUACAUCAGUUCAGCUAUCCUCUACAUGGGAGACGCUGUUAAAGAAACAGCUUAUCAAAUAUUUGCGUAACUUUGAUAUAAUUAAAAUGGAAGACUUCAAAAUUACGAAUGUCACAUCAUCUGCCGAAGUGAUAUUUCAUUUUUAUGGAUUAUCUAGUGAAGGCGAUAGAAUUCGUGAUGCUUUGAAUCGUCUAGUUCAACGACGACGCCUAAAUGACUUCACUUUAGAAUCUACUCAUUUUACAUUUCAACAAAAUCCAUUAUUAAAACUUCAGUCUCUUAAUGUGAUGAAUUACAUUAAUGAACGUGAUGUUCGAUUAAACGAUGAACUUAUAUUAUCUUGUAUCGCUCAAGGAAGUUCUGAUAUAAAUUUUUUAUGGUACAAAGAUGAUAUGUUGGUAAAUACUAGUAAAUCAAUCAGGAAAAUGUCAAUUGAAAAUACUGUUUCAAAUGAUGGAUUGACUUUCAUAUCUUUCCUCAAAAUCAAUAAGGCAACUCUUUUGGAUAAAGGACAAUACACGUGUCAAAUAAUAGAUUCAGGAAUGCAACAAUGCAAACAGAUUUACAUCAACAUAAGAGAUGAGCCGAAUGUUAAAAUACUUCCAAUGAGUGUAACUGUUGAAAAAAGUAGUAAUAUACAAUUAACAUGUAUUACACCUAACAUGAAUAGUUUAGGCAUUGGUUUUGGUUGGACAAAGAAUCGUGCACUGCUUAAACUUGAUCCUAAUAAUCAUGUAUGGGAGGAUCUAUAUCCGGCAGGAAGUAUUCUAAAAAUUAUUAAUAUUCAGAAAUCAGCAAUAUUCACAUGUAACGUUGCCCAUCGAUCUAUGUCUGUUCGAGUGGAUGUGAUUAAUCGUACUUUAAUACCUAUAUGUACCAGUGAAAAAGCAUGGAAUUUAUAUUGGCCUGAUACAGGACCAGGUUCAGAAGCUUUUCUUGAAUGUCCUCGACAGUUUGUCGGUAACAAAAUUUCUCGAUUAUGUAUGAUGGAAAAUUCAACAACUGCUAUGUGGCAAAUUCCAGAUUUUUCAGAGUGUUUAUAUAAGUCAUUUACUUUUCCCUACUCUAUCUUUCAAAGCUUAACUUUAGGUUUUCAAAAUAUUACUGGAUUAUACCCAAAUACGUUUAUAAUUUUUUGGGAAAUUUUACAACAGCGGCAAAUGCCACUUUAUCCUGGAGAGGGUGAUCGUUUACUACGUAUCCUAGCUGAAAUAGAACAUUAUUAUCGAAAUACUAUAAAUGAACCAAUUGAACUUUACAAUUCGGCUGAUUCAUUCAUGUUUAUUGUUAAUCGAAUACUUGAUGAUGAUAAUUCUAUUAUAAGGCAUUACAAUCGAUUAUUAUUACAGCAACUUAUUCUGAGAAAUUUACAGUAUUGGAUAAAAAAAUUGUUGAUAAAGUCUAAUUCUGAUAAUCAAAAUAAUCAUCUUCAAUAUCAUUUGGCAUUGUCUUCGAUGGUAAUUGAUAUUCAACCAUUUCGUUGGUCAGGCUAUAAUUUAGAUGGUCCAGAUAUUCACGACAAUAAUCAUCAGUUUCUUACUUUUGACAUUCCAAUCGAUGAUUACAUAUAUCCACAUUGGUAUAAUAAUAAUGAAAUUACUGUUAAAUUAUUUAAACGUAAUGAUCUUCAUGUAAAUAUUGACACAUCUAUGAUUGGUGCUGUUGUACUUUUUAAAAAUAUGACUCGUUUUUUACCUCAUACAUAUGUUAAAGAAUUGAAAGAUGGGACUGAUUUUGAAUAUCAUUUUUAUUCAAAAAUUGUGACAGUUGCAAUAUUUCCUUCAAAUGAUAUUACUAACACCAAUACCCAAGUAGAGUUAACAAUUCAUCAUUUACAACAAAAUCGAUCAGCAUUAUGGAAUAUAUCUUGCGGUAUGGAAGACCCAUUUUCUGGAAACUGGGAUUUAGAUGCUUGCAUUACAAUGCUGCUUCCUAAUCAGAUGUCAACUUUGUGCACGUGUCCAAGUCCUGGAACUUUUGCGCUUUUUUUAACAGCACGUGCAAUCAGAGUAUCUCUUGCUACAAAUUGUCGAACUUCAACAUUCAUUGUACUUUUGGGCUGUACUUGUGGUUUACUUCAAUCUGUGAUAUCAAUUUUUUUCCUAAGCUAUACUUUUUGGAAACAUCGUAAUUGGCUAAACUUUUUAAAAUUACAAUUUUCUAUAGCAUUGAUCGGUGUAAUGAUUUUUUUUAUCUAUGCCACGUAUUUUACAGAAUUAUCAGAGGAUUCAUUUGCAAUAAUUGCAGUGAGUUUAGAAACAUUAUUUUCGAUAGGAAUGUCAGCUCCUAUAUCUCAAGCAUUAAUUGUUUAUGCUGAACUUAUGCAAAUCCGUCCAAACAGUCAGCAUUUUCAACCAACAAUCAUUGCAAUAAUUACGGGCUUACCUAUUUUAUGUAUACUAACAACUGAAUUGAGCCACCAAAGUACAGGAAAUCAACAUGAAACUUGGUGGUUAAAAUUCGGUAGUGGAGGGUACAAUAAUUUCAUCAGCUGUGUUAUUACGAUGAUAUUAAUAUUCAUUGUUUUAUACACUGGAAUAUUGCGUAAAAUACGAAUAAAUUCUAAUAAAAAUAGUAUUAUUAUGAAAAAACAAUUAUUAGAACAAAAUGUCUGUGUUGUUCAUCGAGCAAUUGCAAUUUUAUGUGUAUUUAUAUUCACUAUGAUAUCUUCUAUUUUUUAUAUCAAUUCUAAUGAUGAAAUAUAUCACUACAUUUUUGCAUCAUUAUCAGCAUUUCUUGGUUUUAUUAAUUUAUUUAUGAAUGUGGGUAAUCGAGAAAUGAUAUCAAUUAUAAAUGCUGUUUUUUGCCAAUUUAACUGGAAAAAUAUGAUAAAAAAAGACUUGAUCACAUCUGAUUCAAUCAAAGUAUGUACUAAAAUUUCUACUGACUUUGACAAUGAAAAUGCUGCACCAAUUAUUCCACUUACCAAUGUGGGAAUACGUAAUGCUCCAAUUUUAUGUAAAAGUACUGAUGCCUGUGGAAUCAAUGCACAUAAUGCUACUCUUCAGACGAAUUGCAGUGGUGGGAGUGUUAGUACUGUAAAUAUGCGUAAAUAUAUAAAUCCAUCAUUACCAGAAAAAUCAAUUAUUAAAUCAUCUACUUCUCAUACUGCAAGCUGUUAUUAUCCAGAAAAAAGUAAUAAUGCAAGUAAUAAUCAAAGUUAUGCAUUAGAUGAUAUUAAUUUAGAAACAUAUAGCACAAGUCCACGUAAAUAUCAAGAAUUUAAUAAUAUCAACACGUUUCCUAAUGAAAACCCUGUACCUUUAUACUUGGUACCUGAAUAUCAUGCUAGUUCACGUACCAAAGUUUUCAGUACUUCAGAAAUUUCUUCAACAAAAGUUCUUCGCUGUAGUGCUGAUAUUGAAUCACGAAUUAAUAAUGCAGUAGCUAUGCCUGAUAUAACAUUAGCAACGGCUGCAACAGAUACAGGGCAUAAUAUUUCAAAUACAGUUGAAGUAAUCCAUCGAGAGCGUGCUAAUGUUAUUCCUGAUAUAGCAAGCUCUAUUUCUGAAUGUAAAAAACCUGAUUAUCAUCAACAUUCGAACAAUAAACAACCAAAUGAAGAUAUUUCUGAUAAUGAGCAAAAUACAAAUGGUAUGUUAGAUCGUAUUUCACAUGAUCUCGAUUAUUUAUUAAAUCGAACACAACAAAAUAAAAAUGACGAGUAAUGAUAAUAAUAACAAUUAUUAUUAUUGGGUUGGCAAGAAAAUUGUGAAACACUUUUAUGAUUUAAAUAUUUUAGCAUGCAGAGUAUCAUGAUACUACCAAUAUAUCUCUGCCUUCAAGGUAGAUACAAGUUAUUGAUAGACAUGGUGACUGCAUUGGAAAUUGAAGUUUGUUGACUAUUAAAUAAAUAAUAAAAUUAAAAGCUGUUUUAAGUGCUUCACUAUUUUCUUCAUGAAUGAAUUAUGAAUCUAUAUUAUGUUAAUAAUUUAAUAAUCAGUAAAAUUAAGUUCUUUGAAUAAAAUAAUGAAAAAUGUAUCAUAACAGUA
Molecule: messenger RNA, 5239 nt
Organism: Chelonus insularis
Lineage: Eukaryota; Metazoa; Arthropoda; Insecta; Hymenoptera; Braconidae
Exons: 19
Coding region: 218-4915 (1565 amino acids)
Biological process (GO): adenylate cyclase-activating G protein-coupled receptor signaling pathway
Cellular component (GO): membrane
Molecular function (GO): G protein-coupled receptor activity
Source: RefSeq, a predicted model, not a curated record